Messenger RNA from Lottia gigantea (owl limpet), 216 nucleotides. RefSeq lists its product as hypothetical. The record is from RefSeq and is a predicted model, not a curated record. Bases 1 to 216 code for a protein of 71 amino acids. Lineage: Eukaryota; Metazoa; Mollusca; Gastropoda; Lottiidae. The transcript has a single exon.
AUGGCGGAAGAGAGAUUUGUUUCUUCCUUUGAUUCCAAAUUGUCAUUAAAUUCGGAAGCUUAUGUUCCAUGUAAAAUUUGUAUGGAUAAUGAGGUACAAGUUACAUUUAUUCCUUGUAGACAUUUAGUAACGUGUGAAGAAUGUUCUAAUCUAGUCACAGAAUGUCCAAUCUGCAGAAAACAUAUUCGAGAAAGAAUGAAAAUAUAUUUAUCAUGA